GUUACAUCAUAUGAUAAAUUAUUUGUAUUAUCAGAUUUGUGUUGUUUAUUUUGAGAAAUUGGUCGAGGAGGUGACUAGAAUCAUUAGUGAAAAAAAUGGACCAAUUGACUUGUUGAUGUGUCGAAAUAAACAUUAAAGACGAACAUAGCAAAAAACAUUACGAACUGAUAAGAGUGUUUAGCUGAAAUAUUAGUUUUAUUAUCAAUUUUCAAAAAAAAUAGUCUGGAAACGAAUUAUGUAAAAUAGUGGAGUGGUGACGACAGCUUGGAAAAUAGUAGGAAUGAAUGUGAUUUCUUUGUAAUAUCUCUACCGUUCUUCAAAAAAUAUGGAAUCACUUCAGAAAUUGAAAGAAAUUCAAUUUUCAAAAUUUCUUAUGGGCGGUGUAGCCUCCGUGGGCGCCACAAUAGUAACAAAUCCCAUAGAGGUCAUCAAAACGAGACUUCAGUUACAAGGUGAACUUGCCAAAAGAGGAACGUAUACAGAAAAAUACCGAGGCACCAUUCAUGGAUUCAUUCAAGUAGCCAAGCACGACGGUAUAAGGGGAUUGCAAAAAGGAUUGUCAGCAGCACUGGGAUUUCAGUUUACCAUCAAUUUUUUCAGACUAGGUAUUUAUGAUUCAGCCACUGGAUUCGGUUGGACAAAAGCAAAGAAUGGAAACGAGUCAGUUCUGAGAAGUCUUUUUUGGGGUGGGGUCGGUGGCUGUGUUGGAUCAUGUGCUGGCAGUCCGUUUUUUCUCGUUAAAACUCAGCUUCAAUCCUUUACAAAAUCAGAAAUCGCCGUUGGAUACCAGCGUGAGCACAACGGAUUAAUACACGCUUUUCGUACAAUUUAUAAAUCAAACGGUAUUCGAGGACUGUAUCGAGGAGUAGUUGGUAACAUACCACGAGCUUUUCUAGGCAGCGGCGCUCAGUUAGCUACUUUCGGUCCGACGAAAGAUUUUCUCUACAGAAACAACCUCAAUUUUAGCAACCCGACAUGCAAUUCAUUUCUUUGCGGAUUAAUAGCUGGUUCAAUGAUGGCCGUCGCAAUAACUCCACCAGAUAUUAUUUUGACUAGACUGUACAAUCAGCCAUUGGAUGACGCCGGUAAAGGAAAAUAUUACCGUGGUGUAUUCGACUGUUUUUGGAAAGUGUUGCGUGCCGAAGGCAUGCAUGGUUUGUAUAAAGGAUUUUGGCCAACGUAUUAUCGGAUAGCACCGCAUUCGACGUUAGUGUUGUUGUUCUAUGAUGAAAUGAAAUUGUUAAGAGACAAACUGUAAAUUAGAAAUUUUGUUCCGAAAUUAGUCACAAUGCCCAUUUGCAAUUGAGAAAUAUAUUUUUGUAAAAAAUAGUGUA
Bradysia coprophila is the source of this 1334-nucleotide messenger RNA. RefSeq names its product solute carrier family 25 member 35-like. The record is from RefSeq and is a predicted model, not a curated record. NCBI's taxonomy places the organism in Eukaryota, Metazoa, Arthropoda, Insecta, Diptera, Sciaridae.